GUACCUAAUGCGGAGGUCGUGCAUGGUACAACAUGGGUAGGUAUUUAUCAUAGUACUUGCAGCAAUUCCCGCUGUAUCAGCAUUCUCUGCCUAUCCGAAUGGUGAUAUUAAUGCUCGACCAUGGCCUCAUACAUGCUAUCCUCCCUGCGUGGAAGCCGUGUACUCUUGCGGAAAGCCAUCAAGCCCGGAUAUCGAGCAAUCCGCGGCGCCGCAACGACCACAGCACAAAAGCGUGAAGGCGAUAUCUCAGACGCCUUUGCUUCCCUCUCCGGUCUACAGUUCGAGCCGCUCGAGCCACGAUUCGCGGACCUCAAAACGCGUCUCAUCGCGGGUAAUGAAGAAGCUCUAUACCACUCCUGGAAUCGCUUGCUCGCGUCACUGCGCGAAGAGAUCCCGCUCAUCAUCGAGCAAGGCCCCAAGAUCAUCCCCGAAAUCGACUUCAAGAACAUUGAUCAUGCGUCCCAGGAGUUCCGAGACGAGCACAGGAAACGUGGUGUGGCGGUCAUUCGCAACGUGCUGCCGGAAAAGGAAGCUCUAGAUCUCAAGACUGACCUCGGAGAGUACAUAGCUGCCAAUCCACAUACCAAGGCUUUUCCGGCAGACAAUCCACAGGUCUAUGAGCUGUAUUGGAGUCCAUCUCAAAUCAGGGCUCGAUCUCACCCCAACCUGCUCAAAACACAGCGAUUUCUGAUGGAAUUUUGGCAUUCGAAAGAUCAGAACGCUCUGAUAUCGUCCAGCCACCCUAUGAUCUAUGCUGACAGGCUGCGAAUGCGCCUACCAGGCGAUGCCCGGUUUGCUCUUGGUCCCCACGUGGAUGGCGGCUCGUGCGAGAGGUGGGAAGAAGAGGGCUAUGGCCGCGGUCAUGUUUACGACAAGAUAUUCGCAGGCAAGUGGGAGCAGUACGACCCGUGGGAGUCGAGUUGCCGUCUGCCAGUCGUGUCAGAUCUGUACCAAGGAGUCGGAGCGUGCUCUAUGUUCCGUAUGUUCCAAGGUUGGCUAUCGAUGAGCUCGACUGGGCCAUAUGAGGGCACGUUGCUGGUCAAUCCCCUCCUGAGUCGAGCUAGUGCUUACUAUUUACUACGUCCAUUCUUCUCGCCCAAGAAGCCUGCGCAGGACCCUCGAGCAGAGACAUUCGAGGAUGCCUUUCUGACACCAGAUAAUUGGAAGCUCAGUACUGAACAAGACUCGUGGCUCCAAGGAGCAUCAUUGGGUCAUGGUCAAGAGCUUGCCGCGCAGUUGCAUCCUCACCUGAAUCUCCCCCAAUCCAUGGUACACGUACCACGAGUGAACCCAGGCGACUACGUUAGCUGGCAUUGCGAUACUAUUCAUGCCGUGGACAAGGUGCAUGGUGGCAAAUCCGACUCCAGCGUCUUGUACAUUCCAGCAUGUCCAUUGACGGUGUCAAAUGCAGAGUUCUCGGCACGUCAGCGUGCGGCUUUUCUGAACGGGACCCCAUGUCCCGACUUUGGUGGGGGCAAAGGUGAGAGCGAGCAUAUCGGACGUCCUGGAGUUGAAGAUGUAAGAAAGGUGAAUCCUGAUGAAGGCAUGAGAGCUUUCGGUUUGCGAGAGUGGGAUAGCUCCGAGCCAGGUCUGACAGUAGGCCAGAAGGAGGUGAUGAGAGAGGCGAAUAAGAUAUUGGGAUUUGGUUCGUGUUCAUAGUCUGUAUCUUUGUAUAUCAAGUACACCGUUCUAUGCAAUCCAUAUACUACCUUAC
Molecule: messenger RNA, 1714 nt
Organism: Sphaerulina musiva SO2202
Lineage: Eukaryota; Fungi; Ascomycota; Dothideomycetes; Mycosphaerellales; Mycosphaerellaceae
Product: DUF1479-domain-containing protein
Exons: 1
Coding region: 121-1659 (512 amino acids)
Source: RefSeq, a predicted model, not a curated record